Molecule: messenger RNA, 2147 nt
Organism: Symsagittifera roscoffensis
Lineage: Eukaryota; Metazoa; Xenacoelomorpha; Acoela; Convolutidae
Product: outer dense fiber protein 2-like
Exons: 18
Coding region: 26-1936 (636 amino acids)
Biological process (GO): regulation of cilium assembly
Cellular component (GO): centrosome
Source: RefSeq, a predicted model, not a curated record
UGAUAAACUUAUUAAAUAGAUCAGAAUGCCCGUUAAACCAGAAAAAGUUCCUAAGAAGUCUGGGUCGAAAGGCAUGAUUAAGCCUCCUGCUAAGUCACUCAAGGCUAGCAACAUGUUGUUCCAGCAGGCAAUCGAGCACCCUAUUAGUGACAGAUUUUUGGGAAGUUAUCCCGAAAGCUACGCCUGUGCUGAUCUGGAGAAUGCUCGUGCUCAGCUUCGAGCCAAAAGCGUGGAGCUUGCCCGUUCGCGCGAGCGCCUUGACUACCAGGAAGACGAAUUAAUUCGGACCAAAACAGACUUGGACAUGACGGAGCAAGUUAAUGACACCCUUAGAAGAUCAGUUGAAUUUCUGAAAGACGAAACUAGAAUGUCCAAAACUGAAAAAGAGCUUCUUGAAACUGAAAGACAGAUACUGUCGAGGAAGUUGUUAGACGUAGAAGUUGAAGGGGCUGAAGCCUCAAAACAGAUAGAUGCUUUGCGGGACACACUACAGAGACUAAAAGAGGAUAAAAGAAUGUCAUCGACGGACAUAGCACUGUUGAACAAACAGAGGUCCCUCCUCUUGGACAAACUGCAGGCUUUUGAGUCAUCCAACAAAGCCUUACGGCACAUUCUGAGAGAACAUGCCAGGAGAGCUAUGGAGGCUGAGAAGUUGGGUGAGCAGCGGGACCUUCUCUUAGAGAGACUGGGUAAGAGUGACUCCAAACUGAAUCUUCUCAGGGAGGAACUGAGUGACAAGGACGCGGUGGUCGCCGCUCUCAGGGGACAAUACGAGAACGCCAAGACUGAGGCAGACACUUUGUUCACACAUCAGAAGUCACUGGAGCAGACAAAAGGUCAUCUUCAGAAACAGUUGAGACAAAAGGAAGCAGACUGCAACAGAAUGGCUGUCCAGAUUAGAGCUUUGGAGAGUAAAAUAGAGCAAGACCGAUUCGAGAUCGACCAUCUACACACGCUAGUCAAGUCAACCAAGGAGUCGCAGGCGCUGGAGCUGCACUCGGCCAUCGACCAGCUGAAGACGAAGUUGGUCAAGGUCAGCAAAGAGAAGGGACAGUUGGAGGCGGAGAACGCACACUUGCUCAGCCGACUCAGCGAAGUGGAGGCCACAGCUGAGCAGAUAGAGGCCAGUGCCAGACAUUCUGUGGACAAACUGGGACAGAGUGUACAGGAGAAGGACACCAUGCUCAAACUUACCAAGAUAGAGAGCGAAAAACUCAAGCACAGUCAGAAUAACCUGGAGAACAGAGUGUUGGCGGCGGAGGCUGAGAUCAGUGCCCUGAGGAGCACCAACUCCCAACUGGAGGCCACAUUGAAUGAAGUGAGGAGUCAGCUGAUGAGUAGCAGGAAGGAGAACCACGAGUUGAACGACAAGUUGGAACAGAGGACCAAAGACAUCAUGCGGCUGCAACAUGAAAACAUCGCCGAGAACGAAAAGGCGGAGCAUGCGCAGCUAGAUGCUAACAGAAACAAUGCCAAACUGAUGCAACUACAAGAAGAGAAAAUGAACGUGGAUAGGACUCUAGAAAACAUGCAGAGGAGACUACAACACUUGGAGGAAGAGAACGAGGAAACGUUAAUAAAGUUGAACAAAUCGGAUCAACUCAACUCUCAACUAUCACUGCAAGUGGAGGAGAAAGGGCGUGAGGUGAGUGCUCUGAGUCGUCAGCUGGACACUGCCAUCCAGGAUGGGAAGAGGAAUGCAGAAGCACAGCAGCAGAGACUAGCCAACAGAGAGAGGUCCAGUCAGGCUAGAGUGAUGGAGCUGGAGGCACAACUGGCUCGCAACAAGGCCGAACUCAGCCAGGUGCGCCGGGCCAAAGAAGAGGCCGAUCGCAAGUUCAACGUGAGGCUGCAAGACUUAAGGGACAGAUUGGAACAGUCGCACGUGACUAAUAGAAGCAUGCAGAACUACAUCGGGUUCCUGAAGACAUCGUAAACAGAACAGACAGACGAAGAGAGGAAGGAGGGUCGAAUUAUAUGUAGUAGAUAAUGUUAAUAAUGAAUGUCCAAUUGUACAAUUCACGACUAACCAUGAUGAAGGAGAAGCUAGAAACGUGUCAGAAAGCAAACAGCAACUUACAUAUGUACAUAUCUUUUCUGAAAAAGUCUUACACAAAUACCUUUAUCUGAAUUUAAUUUUUAAUAUU